AUGGUACUCAUCAGAUUCACAUCCGCUCUCGCAGCGGCCGCGGUGCUACUGACGGCCGCCGCCGCCGAUGACACACCCUCGACCACCGUCAAGAACCACAUUACGACGCCCACCGUCACCAAGGCCGCCAGUGCCAUGACCACCAUCGGCUGCUUCGAGACCGGAACCCCGCUCGAGAACCAUGGCGACUACAACUUCCGGAGUCCUGGUAACUGCCAACUGGUGUGUCUGCAGGAAAACAAGAAUGUCAUGGGACUGUCCGAUGGCGUCAACUGCUGGUGCGGAGACCAGAUCCCACCAAAGGACUCGCAAACCAAAAACGAGACAUGCUCUACCACAUGCAGUGGAGACGACACAAGUCUUUGCGGUGGUGCCGGCGCACUGUGGGUCGUCCUCACUGGAAACACACGAAACAAGGUCGAUUACUUCCAGCCUUCAUCUAGCUCUUCUUCGAAGCCAGCGGGCCCAACAUCAACUUCUGCGGCCCCCGUCAACACACCCUCCGCAAGCCCAUCGGCCGCCGCGCCUUCCACCGAGGGUAGCAAACCCAACACGGCCGGCAUCGCGGCAGGUGUUGUAGUAGGUAUAGUCGGUCUUUCGGCUAUCAUUGCGGGCGCGUGGUUCUUGAUGCGCCGCAGACGCCAGAAGCAGGCUGAGGACGACUACCGCCGCAAUGCCGCAAACAUUGACAAUUUCGUCUCUGGCGGCAAGCUGCACACGAGCGCAUCGUCAAUGAACGACUCACGCAUUGACCCAAGCUUCAUGGACAGGAGGCAAAGCAAUGGCAGCAUUGCAGACAACGAGGACUACUCGAGGCGGAUAUUGAAGGUCACCAACGUCUGA
Messenger RNA from Parastagonospora nodorum SN15, 843 nucleotides. RefSeq lists its product as hypothetical. The transcript has 3 exons. NCBI's taxonomy places the organism in Eukaryota, Fungi, Ascomycota, Dothideomycetes, Pleosporales, Phaeosphaeriaceae. The coding region runs from base 1 to 843 and encodes 280 amino acids. The record is from RefSeq and is a predicted model, not a curated record.